UAAUAGCCCAUGGAUAAAUACACUGCCUUUUUGGAACAUUUUAAAGAGGUGUUUGGCCAGCCUUCUACUACCCUUUUGGUAUUUAUAUGUAUUCAAAAGCUAAUCUAAUAAUAUUUUCUAAGUUUAAAUGUUAUUAGGAAUACAUUUUAAGACAUUUUGCCAUACCUAAUGUGGCCAAAUAGCAAUGGCACAAAAAGAUUGUUUUAAAUGAGUCUAUAGUAAAAUUGAAUGUGCCAGAUGGAAUAUGCAGGAAAUCACAUCUGAACAAUAGAAGUUUAUGUUUAAAAGUGAAAGUAAAAUCGUAUAAGUUGACUGCUUACAUAUUAGAAUCUUCAUUCUUGUACAGGACAGAAUACGUGAAAACUCUUCUAAAAUUGUAUUUUGAACAGUCUGCGUUAUUCAGAAGAAAUGGGCAACUCAAAAUCCAAAUUCGAAUUUGAUAAUCCAUGGAGAGAUAAUACUUUGGGGAAGGAAAAGAAAGAUGCCUUAAUGAAAGGAAUCAAAAAUAUUGAACCAUACAACAGAGAUUUGAAAUUCUUGAGGAUCUUGCUUGUAGGUCCCUGUGGUUCAGGAAAAUCAAGUUUCAUAAACUCAGUUAAUAAUGCCUUCAAAGGCCGCAUAACCAGCUGUGCACAGUCUGAUAGCAUUGGUGGUACAAGUUUCACAGUUCAUUACCAACCGUUUGAAAUCGAAUGUGGAAAUUCCACCUUGCAUGUUGUCUUCAAUGACGUUAUGGGCCUGGAAACAGGAUCUAUGAGAGGAUGCCCUGUGGAGGACAUCAUCAAAGCCAUCCAUGGCCACAUUCGAUCUGAUUAUGUGUUUAAUCCAGGAAAACCUGUAUCUUCGGGGGAUGAACAUUACAUUGAAAACCCAACCAUCUCUGAUCAGGCCUUCUGUCUAGUGUACGUUUUGGCAGCUGAUAGAAUCCAAUUUGAAAAUGACAGUGUUUUAGAAAAGAUGAGGGAUAUUCGAAUGCAAGUCAGAUCUUUAGGUUUGCCACAGAUCAUUAUCUUGUCAAAUGUGGAUGAAGCAUGUCCAUUGGUAAAAAGUGAUUUAAAGAAGGUCUAUACAAGCAAAAAAUCAAAGAAAGGAUGAUAUGGUGCAAAAAUAAACUGGGUAUUUCAAUGUGUCACAUCUUUCCAGUGAAGAACUACAAUGAGGAAAUUGAAACCAAUGAUGACAUGGAUGUUCUGAUUUUACAGGCAUCAACUCAAAUGAUACAGCUGGCUAAUGAUAACAUGAAGAAACGCUUGUCUCAACAGACAUAGUUUUCAAGCACAAAUCCUUGUUGUGCCUCAUUCUUGCUGAUUUAAACUAUUUGGAUGAUUUUUAUUAAAAACAACAGUCAAAUAUUUUUAAAUACUACAGUUUUAAAAUCAUUAAAAUAUAGCCAAGAGACUUAGGUUUUAUUAAAACUGUUAAAAUGAUUGUUGAAAAUUAUUUUUAAAGGCAAUGAUAUGAUUCAAUAAACAAUGUUAUGC
Molecule: messenger RNA, 1481 nt
Organism: Puntigrus tetrazona (Sumatra barb)
Lineage: Eukaryota; Metazoa; Chordata; Actinopteri; Cypriniformes; Cyprinidae
Product: interferon-induced protein 44-like
Exons: 8
Coding region: 409-1095 (228 amino acids)
Source: RefSeq, a predicted model, not a curated record